This is a messenger RNA of Cinara cedri, 1332 nucleotides long. The record is from the annotation of a GenBank genome assembly. NCBI's taxonomy places the organism in Eukaryota, Metazoa, Arthropoda, Insecta, Hemiptera, Aphididae.
AUGGAUCCACGUACAAAAAAUAAUAAAGGUCAGAUCAAACGUGAAAGUGAACAAAAUAAAAAAUACAUAAAUGAACUUAAUACAAAACUAUGCGACUACGAUGACGUAAUUUCUCAAAGAGAUAAAAUGAAAUGCGAUAUGUACACGGUACUUUCAAAAUUGGACUCUAUGAAAACUAAACAAAUGGAUACGAUCAACGAACAAUUAUGUAAACAUAACGAAAUGAAUAACAAUUACAAUAUAGACCGAGAAAAAUUAAUACAUUUAAUAAAAGAAAAUGAUUGUUUACGAAAUGAAAAUGAGAAAUUAUACGUUAAAUUAAAUGAGCAAGAGGAGCUUCUAGAAGAAUCAGAAAAUGUUCAUUCGACCCUUUUACGGGACGCUCAAAACCUACAAAUUAAAUUUGAAGAUACGACAGACAUAGCGAACAAAUGUAAAGAUAGAAAACUGCUAGCCGAAACCGAAUUAAGAGUUAAAGACAAAAAUUUAGUUUGUAAAAAAAAUGCAUUAUCGGAGAAAAUAAUGUAUCAUACUGAAUUAGAAAAAAAUUUUAGUUUCGAGCAAGCCCAAAAUGAGUGUAUACGAUCUUCAAUAAACGAGUUAAAAAGGAAAUAUGAUAACACUGUUAGAUGUUUGAAAUCAAAAAUUACCCAACAACAAAGUAAACUAAAUGAGAAGUUGCCCAAAUUAACUGGAAUUAAACGAAAAUUGAAGGGUAUACAAGAGGAGGUAGAAACACAAAAUUAUCAAACGAUAGAAUUAAAAAAAAAAGCCGGAGAACUUCGUCAAUUUUAUUUUAAUGAGAAAAAUAAAGCUGACAAAGUAGUUUGCGAACUCAAAACCGAAGUAAAGUCAAAAGCUUUGGAUCUCGAAUCUGUUAAUACAAAACUUUGUAAUGCACAAGUAGAAAAUGCUAGAUUCCAAUGUCAGUUGAAAGAUCAAGAGGAAACAAUAAAACGCUUGGAGUCAACGAUAGAACACCUGCAUCAGGAAGUAAGAACUAUCAAAGAGGCUACAGAAUUAACAACUAACAUAAUCAAGAUAGAAUGCGAACAACACGACAAAGAGGUAUUAGCGUUUCAAAGAAAAUUUGAAUUAAAAAAUCACGAGGAAGACGAAUUGGAACAAUUGAUCAACAAACAAAAUGAGCAGAUAAAAAAAUUAAAAAAACAAUUAUUUGAUAAGAAAUUUAAAACUAGUGUAGUAGAUAGUUUAGAAAUGUGUGUUGAUGUAUUAAGCGAAAACAAAGAAGACCUAGUACUUACCCCAUCCGAAUUAUUCGAACCAAAUGACAACAAAUGUGAAUCAAAUAGUAAAAAAAUGUUGCAAUAA